UGACGUCAUCAGCACACACAUUCAGUCCCUGCGUUCGUGAGCGUCAAAAUAUAAACAAACCGUUCCACGUGUGGUAGUUUCCUUGCCUAAGGUGCACGUAGCAUAAAGAAGACUUCCCUUGGCCACACGAGAAGCCGUGUUUAAUCAAAAUGGGUAAGCCAAAAUUGAAUGUUAUCAAGGAAAACAAGAAAAUUAUACAUCCAAAGAGCAGAAAGGCAAAGCAGUUGUCUAAAAAAGUCAGCAGAGACUUAAAGCUCCAGAAGCGGAAGGGAGAAAGCAAUGUAAAGCUUCAGUUUCUGGGAGAUAAAUUGGCUUGGUUCAAAGAAAAUAUGGAUCAACAACUAGAGGAAUUUACACCCAAAGAUGUACUUGAAUUAAUUCAAAAAUACAUAGAUCGCAAUCUUGUUGAGAAUGAACAGAUUCAGCUAAAGCACAAUAUUGGUGGUCGUACAUCCCGGCAGCAUGCUUCCAGAGAGGAUCACAUAAGAAUCACACGCGAAAGGGAGAUGAGCCAGUUCACUAGCUCUGGUUUUGAAACGGUGGACUUUUUAAAUCCAAAAGCCCUGGAGAUUUUCAAGUCCUGGACAGGAGAACUACGUUACUUAUCUAACCUGAAGUUGCAAAAAUUCACAAAACAAUUUCUGGAGUCAGGAGUAUCAGUGGCACCUGAAGAGUGCACCUCACUUCAUGUUCCAGAGUCAGAAGAUGAAGAAGAAAUGGAUGAAGAAACUUAUGACACAAAUAUUGUAUCUGAAAACGUUGAAGAAAUAAAGUAAUAAUAGUAAUUUUAGACAAUUCGUACACA
Molecule: messenger RNA, 805 nt
Organism: Procambarus clarkii (red swamp crayfish)
Lineage: Eukaryota; Metazoa; Arthropoda; Malacostraca; Decapoda; Cambaridae
Product: translation machinery-associated protein 16
Cellular component (GO): nucleus
Source: RefSeq, a predicted model, not a curated record